Messenger RNA from Galeopterus variegatus (Sunda flying lemur), 1879 nucleotides. RefSeq names its product Ras association (RalGDS/AF-6) domain family member 1 (gene RASSF1). Gene Ontology annotation, biological process: Ras protein signal transduction. Bases 94 to 1116 code for a protein of 340 amino acids. Gene Ontology annotation, cellular component: microtubule cytoskeleton; nucleus. The record is from RefSeq and is a predicted model, not a curated record. Lineage: Eukaryota; Metazoa; Chordata; Mammalia; Dermoptera; Cynocephalidae. The transcript has 6 exons.
GGGCGGCGCCGAAGUUGGGGCCCGCCCUGCAGCUCCGCCCGCUUCGCGCUCCUCAGCGCCCAAAGCCUGCCGAGGACCAGGCCUGACUGGGCCAUGUCGGCGGAGCCUGAGCUCAUUGAGCUGCGAGAGCUGGCACCCGCUGGGUGUGUCGGCCCGGGCCGCACGCGGCUGGAGCGUGCCAACGCGCUGCGCAUCACGCCGGGCACCGCGCGCAACCCCUCAGGGCAGCAGGUCCCUGGCCGCGGCCACCGCUUCCAGCCCGCGGGGCCCACCACGCACACGUGGUGCGACCUCUGCGGCGACUUCAUCUGGGGCGUCGUGCGCAAAGGUCUGCAGUGCGCGCACUGCAAGUUCACCUGCCACUACCGUUGCCGCGCACUCGUCUGCUUGGACUGCUGCGGGCCCCGGGACCUGGGCUGGGAACCCGCGUUGGAGCGGGACACUAACGUGGACGAGCCUGUGGAGUGGGAGACGCCUGACCUUUCUCAGGCUGAGAUUGAGCAGAAGAUCAAGGAAUACAAUGGCCAGAUCAACAGCAACCUCUUCAUGAGCCUGAACAAGGAUGGCUCCUACACAGGCUUCAUCAAGGUUCAGCUGAAGCUGGUACGCCCUGUCUCAGUGCCCUCCAGCAAGAAACCUCCCUCCUUGCAGGAUGCCCGGCGAGGCCCAGGGCGGAGCACAGCAGUGAGACGCCGCACCUCAUUUUACCUGCCUAAGGAUGCUGUCAAGCACCUGCAUGUGCUGUCCCGCACACGGGCACAUGAGGUCAUCGAGGCCCUGCUGCGCAAGUUCUUGGUGGUGGAUGACCCCCGCAAGUUUGCACUCUUUGAGCGGGCAGAGCGUCAUGGCCAAGUGUACUUGCGGAAGCUGUCAGAUGAUGAGCAGCCCCUGCGGCUGCGGCUUCUUGCAGGACCAAGUGAGAAGGCCAUGAGCUUCGUCCUGAAGGAGAAUGACUCUGGGGAGGUGAACUGGGACGCCUUCAGCAUGCCUGAACUACACAACUUCCUGCGCAUCCUGCAGCGGGAAGAGGAGGAGCACCUCCGCCAGAUCCUGCAGAAGUACUCCUAUUGCCGCCAGAAGAUCCAAGAGGCCCUGCACGCCUGCCCCCUGGGAUGACCUCUUGUAUCCCUGGGUGGAAGGAGGAGAGUAGGCAGCGCCAAGAGCGUGCUGUGUGAGUGUGACAGGGCCCAUGGGACCUGAAGAAUGAGUGUGCAUGGAGGCCCUCCCCUACUGGGGAAAUGAGCUCAGAGAACAGGAAGGAGCUCGCCCCCUGUGUCCACCAGUGGGUGUAUCAGGGCAUGGCUCUGUACCCCUCUGGCUCUCGUGUAUUGGGUCAUGGUGGGCCAGGGCUGCCCUGGGAAGCUGCUCCAUGCUUGCAGCAGGGAUGGAGCAGACAAGAAAUCUUAAUUUGUGUCUCAGGUAUGAGAAUCUUGGAGACCCUACAAAUAGAACGGAUCAUGUUUGCAGGGGUGAGGGACCUCAUCUAUGGAGAAAGGCUGUAUGUUUGGGUCUUGGGUAGGGUCUCAGGAUAACCCUAUCAGAGCCAAGGGUGGGUGCUCAGAAUAAGGCAGGCAUCAAGGAAGAAUCUAGGUUUCUCUCUUCAUUGCCUGCUGGCUCACAGUGCCUCAGUGCCUCCAAGGAGGAUGUCCCUGGGCCAGGGUCUGUGUGAAUGUGGGCACUGGUCCAAGUCCAUACCUUGUUUGCCAGCCAGUCAAAGCCAGGGUCUCUCCCUCAGGUAUUUUGAUGAAGUGCGCGAAUGUAUGUAAUGUUUUGUGGCCUCAGCUGAAUGCCUCCUGUGGGGAAAGGGGUUGGGGUAACAGUCAUCAUCAGGGCCUGGGGCCUGAGAGAAUUGGCUGAAUAAAGAUUAAGAAUACUCCUG